AUCUUUAAAAUAAGAUAGGUGGAGAGGGUGAGAGAUCGAGACCAUAAUUUAGUAGUGAAUUGGCAAAGCUUUUUAUCUAGUGCCAUGCCAGCACAUGGUCUGAAGUCACUGUAUUAAUUAGGAGAUGUUUUGGCAAUUGGCUCUCUUUUAAGUCUCCUAUCCCAUGUUCUGUUUUUCAACGCUCUUCACAAAACAAAGUGGGUAGAUCAGAGUCGAGAGGGUGAGCAAACAUAUAUGGCAUCGUCAAGAGGCGGUGGUGAACCGCUGAGUCCGGCGGCACAAUUGUUCCUCGCUCCAUCCUUCAAUUGUUAUGUGAUUGCUAUGAUGGGUUGCAAAACAAAGAUCAAUCCUCAAGUCAUAAAAGAAGGUUUAUGUCAAACUCUUCUUAAGCAUCCUAGAUUCACCAGCAAGCUCGAGGUGAGGAAGGGAAGGAAUACCGGAUGGACGUUAACAACAGUUAACUUAGAUGACCAUGUCAUAGUUCCUGAAAUAGAUUCUGUAAUAGAUUUCCCAGAUAGGUUUGUUGAAGACUACGUAUCCAAUCUCACUAAAACUCCACUGGACUUGUCCAAACCACUUUGGGAACUACACAUCCUCAACAUCAAAACCACAGAUGCUGAGGCAGUUAGCAUUUUUCGGAUCCAUCAUUCCAUGGGGGAUGGUGCCUCUCUCAUAUCGCUCCUCCUUGCUAUUACUCGUAAAACCUCUGACCCUGACGCGUUACCAACGAUCCCAACCCAUAAGAGAGCUAGCUCAAUUUCACAAUCCAACUCUUUCUUGUGGUUCUUCAUGGCAGUCUGGUGGGGUUUGGGCCUUAUUUGGUACACUGUGGUGGAUAUGGUUCUUUUUGUUUUAACCAUUUUCUUCAUCAAAGACACCCAAACUCCUCUAAAAGGUGCACCUGGAGUCGAACUCAAUACUAAGCGGUUCGUGUAUCGCACGGUUAGUAUGGAUGACAUCAAGCUUGUGAAGAAUGAGAUGAAAACGACCAUCAAUGACGUUUUGUUAGCUGUAACACAAGCUGGUCUUGCUCGCUACUUAAAUCGAGAAUAUUGUGCAGGUGCUAAUGGGGCUGCAGAAUGGAAUUCAAGUAGUAUCCUUAAGAAAAUUCGCCUUAGGGCAGCAAUUCUUGUCAAUAUUAGACCUGUAGCUGGAAUCCAGGAUAUGGCAGAUAUGAUGGCUGAGAAAUCAAAAGCCAAAUGGGGUAAUAGGAUGGGAUACGUAAUCCUCCCGUUUUCCAUGAGUUUACAUGAAGAUCCAUUAGAAUAUGUUCGCCAAGCUAAGGCCACAAUUGACCGGAAGAAGCACUCAUUGGAAGCUGUUUGCACUUAUGUUUGCGCAAAAUUGUUACUCAAUUUAUUUGGGGUAAAGGUUGCUGCUUCCAUAGCACGAAGAGUUCUCUUUAACACCACUGUGGCCUUCUCAAACGUGCCAGGUCCGGUUGAAGAGAUUAGCUUCUAUGGCCAUCCUUUGGCAUACAUUGCUCCUAGUGUGUACGGACAUCCUCAUGCACUCACUAUCCAUUACCAAAGUUAUGCUAAUAAGAUGACAAUUUCUCUCUCAGUGGACCCGAUUGUCAUUACAGAUCCCUACCUCUUGUGUGAUGAUUUACAGGAAUCACUCAAACUCAUUUGUGAUGUUUUUCGGGGAAGGCAUAUUGACAAUGUAUAAGCUUGACAAUAGAUAAUCUAGUUGAGCAUUUUUUAAAUGAAAAUGAUUUAUGGAGAUACAGAUUUUUGCCACAUCUAUCUGAUAUACCAUUUAGUAA
Molecule: messenger RNA, 1768 nt
Organism: Lotus japonicus
Lineage: Eukaryota; Viridiplantae; Streptophyta; Magnoliopsida; Fabales; Fabaceae
Product: wax ester synthase/diacylglycerol acyltransferase 11-like
Exons: 7
Coding region: 235-1671 (478 amino acids)
Biological process (GO): triglyceride biosynthetic process
Cellular component (GO): plasma membrane
Molecular function (GO): long-chain-alcohol O-fatty-acyltransferase activity; diacylglycerol O-acyltransferase activity
Source: RefSeq, a predicted model, not a curated record